Dovyalis caffra is the source of this 264-nucleotide messenger RNA. The record is from the annotation of a GenBank genome assembly. NCBI's taxonomy places the organism in Eukaryota, Viridiplantae, Streptophyta, Magnoliopsida, Malpighiales, Salicaceae.
AUGAGUGCAGCAAGAAAGGGUUGGAUUGUGGCAGCUAGCAUUGGAGCUGUAGAGGCGUUGAAGGACCAGGGUUUUUGCAGAUGGACCUACACCAUAAGAGCAUUACACCAACAUGCCAAGAAUAAUACGAUCAGGUCAAUACCUCUGGCCAAGAAGCUUUCUUCUUCAUCUUCUGCUAUGGUUUCAGGUAAAUUGAGGGAAUCAAGCCAAUCCGAGGAGUCUUUGAGGAAAGUCAUGUACUUAAAUUGUUGGGGUUCCAAUUGA